AUGUUCCUGAUCACUAUGUUUGGGAAUCUGCUUAUCAUUCUUGUCACCAUCUCAGACUCCCUCCUCCACACCCCCAUGUACUUCUUCCUCUCCAACCUGUCCUUUGUAGACAUCUGUUUCAUCUCCACCACCAUCCCAAAGAUGCUGGUGAACAUACAGACACAGAGCAAAGUCAUUUCCUGUGAAGGUUGCAUCACCCAGAUGCAUUUUUACAUACUAUUUGUAGAGUUGGAGAACUUAAUUCUAACUGUCAUGUCCUAUGACCGCUUUAUAGCCAUCUGUCACCCCCUGCACCAUACAGUCAUCAUGAGCCCUAUUCUCUGUGGACUGAUGGUGCUGGUGUCCUGGCUCUCUGUUGCUUCCUUAUUUUAUUGUACGGGUUUAGGAUUGUAUCUUAGCUCUACUGGAACCCACAGCUCACACCCAAGUGCAAUAGCCUCGGUGAUGUACACUGUGGUCACACCCAUGCUGAACCCUUUCAUCUACAGUCUGAGAAAUAAAAACAUUAAGAGGGAUCUGAGAAGAUUCUUUGGAGUGGCAGCUAUGAAAGGGCCAUUUGUCCUGGGGCUGAGGAAGUGCUGGUAA
Messenger RNA from Odocoileus virginianus texanus, 585 nucleotides. The record is from RefSeq and is a predicted model, not a curated record. NCBI's taxonomy places the organism in Eukaryota, Metazoa, Chordata, Mammalia, Artiodactyla, Cervidae.